Molecule: messenger RNA, 1276 nt
Organism: Cryptomeria japonica (Japanese cedar)
Lineage: Eukaryota; Viridiplantae; Streptophyta; Pinopsida; Cupressales; Cupressaceae
Exons: 3
Coding region: 273-1238 (321 amino acids)
Source: RefSeq, a predicted model, not a curated record
GAGAGAAGGCUCUAUUUCAAACAAACACUUGAAACAAAAGCUUACAUCAGAAAUGGCGAUUCAACUUCAGUUUUGUUUGAAUUUAUUCCUGUAACUAAAACAUCCAUUUUUCUUUCCUCUUAUUCGGGCAAAUUAGCCGUCUGUGGAUAUUAAAAUCUUUAAACCGAUUUAAUUGGAGGUAUGCUCGUUUAUUUCGUUCUGGAUCACAAUGCUGUGACGAAUAUAGUUUGGGCAAGCCCUUUGUGAAGGAAAACCCAAGAAAAACAUCUGCAAUGUCAAAUUCCUGGACAAAAAGGAGCAGAGUGGUUAUCCUCAUGUGUGUAGCAUUAGUAUCAAUGACUUGUGUCAUUCUAUCCUGUACAACCAGGCCAAAUCAGCCAAUUAAAUGGCGACUAGGGGAAAGCAUUUCUGUCGGGGCUACAGGCAUCAACUUGGGCAAAGAACCUCCACAGCUGGAGACAAUAUUACAGAAGGUUGAUAUGGGUGAUAAGACGGUUAUAAUAACUACAUUGAAUCAUGCAUGGGCAGAACCAAAUUCUAUGCUAGAUCUUUUCUUGGAGAGCUUUCGCACUGGGGAAGGAACGAGUAGGUUCUUGAAUCAUCUGAUUAUAGUUGCUUUGGAUCAAAAGGCUUAUGAUCGGUGCUUAUCCAUCCAUUCUUACUGUUUUAUUCUCAAGACUGAGGGUAUUGACUUUUCCGGGGAGAAGCUUUUUAUGACACAUGAUUAUUUGAAGAUGAUGUGGAGAAGGAUUGAUUUCCUGAGGACUGUGCUUGAAAUGGGAUACAAUUUUGUUUUUACGGAUGUAGAUAUAUUGUGGUUCAGAAACCCUUUCGACCAUUUUGCAAAAGAUGCCGAUUUCCAAAUCGCUUGUGACGUUUAUAAUGGCAGCCCUACAGAUCUGAAUAACACUGCAAAUGGAGGAUUCAACUAUGUAAAAUCAAAUAAUCGGACAAUACAAUUCUAUAAAUAUUGGUACUCCUCACAUGAGUUAUAUCCAGGAAAGCACGACCAAGAUGUGUUAAAUUCUAUUAAGCAUGAAGAUGAGAUCACGAAAAUAGGAUUGACAAUGAGAUUCUUGGAUGAAACUUAUUUUGAUGGCUUUUGUGCAUCACGCAAGGAUUUGAACAAGAUUUGCACUAUGCAUGCCAAUUGCUGUAUCGGAUUGAGCAAUAAGCUUCUUGGUUUAAGACAAAUGCUCACAGAGUGGAAAAUUUUUCAGUCUGAGACCAUUAUUUAAGAGAGGAUGUUGUAAAUAACAUUGUUGAGAAUUUCAUG